Molecule: messenger RNA, 918 nt
Organism: Teleopsis dalmanni
Lineage: Eukaryota; Metazoa; Arthropoda; Insecta; Diptera; Diopsidae
Product: MTRF1L release factor glutamine methyltransferase-like
Exons: 3
Coding region: 1-774 (257 amino acids)
Biological process (GO): protein methylation
Cellular component (GO): mitochondrion
Molecular function (GO): nucleic acid binding; protein methyltransferase activity
Source: RefSeq, a predicted model, not a curated record
AUGAAAGAAAUACAGAAUACCAUUUCGGAUUACCUGUCAACAUCUUUGAAUGAUAAGCAAGUGCAGGAAUUAAAUCGCUUAUGCGAAGCACGUUGCGGACGUAUGCCAUUGCAGUACAUAAUCGGUGAAUGGGAUUUCAUGAACAUAACACUGAGAACUGCACCGACUGUGUUUAUUCCACGCCCGGAAACUGAAGAGUUUGUGCAAAAAGUUAUAAAUGAGUACCGCGAUGUUAGUGAACUUAAUCUACUUGAAGUCGGUUGUGGGUCGGGAGCAAUGUCAUUGGCCAUACUGCAUGAAUUGCCACAGGUACGUAGCUUUGCUAUUGAACGCAGCCUUACAGCUACACAUUUAGCUAAAGAAAAUGUAAAACUAUUGGAUUUAGAGGAUCGGUUUGAAGUUUUCAAUCACAUAAUGGAAGCAGAUAAUUACUUGCCACCCGAACUAUGUGAAAAAACCUUUGAUGUAAUUAUAUCAAAUCCUCCUUAUGUAAAAACUGAAGAAUUUCAAUAUCUGCAACCAGAAGUUACUGCAUAUGAAAAUCUGAACGCUUUAGAUGGUGGACCAGAUGGUUUAAAAGUAGCACGAUUAGUGUUUAAUUUGGCUUCUUUGUAUUUGCGUUCUGGUGGCAAACUUUGGUUGGAGCUGGGAACAGAUCACCCACAGCUUGUGAAAAGAAUUAUGAAUCGUCAGUAUUCUGGACGUUUGAAGUAUGUAGCCGGCUACAAAGACCAAUACAAACAAGAACGUUUUGUUGAAAUUGAAAGAGUUUGAAGCACAGUAUUUCACGUUUUAAUUUUUCUUGCAUUCGAGUAUAACUAUUCAUAAAAUGAAGUUCAGACAAAAUAUUUUUGUUAUAGUACAAUAAUGUAUUUAAAAAUAUGUUAUCACGAACCCUAAUUAAAUUCUGUGUUUCUU